Messenger RNA from Ylistrum balloti, 4854 nucleotides. RefSeq names its product excitatory amino acid transporter 2-like. The record is from RefSeq and is a predicted model, not a curated record. Gene Ontology annotation, biological process: L-glutamate transmembrane transport. The transcript has 9 exons. Gene Ontology annotation, molecular function: L-glutamate transmembrane transporter activity; glutamate:sodium symporter activity; neutral L-amino acid transmembrane transporter activity. Bases 294 to 2042 code for a protein of 582 amino acids. Gene Ontology annotation, cellular component: plasma membrane. NCBI's taxonomy places the organism in Eukaryota, Metazoa, Mollusca, Bivalvia, Pectinida, Pectinidae.
CAGGGAGUAGUAAGGGAAUACUGGCCUGACACUGUGUAACACUGCUGUAAUAGAGAUUAUUGGGAACCAACUAAACAUUUUAACUACAGCUAAUCUCAUCUGACAAACUGGUGUGGGUAAAAGAUAUUCAUCACAGUCCUCCAAUCAGACUGGCCAACAGUGAGAAUUUUAUCCAGGUUUUUUCAGACAGUGCCCUACUGAGAUUUUGUACUCAGUGGUGUGUGAGUGAUAUCUCUCUGUAGUAGUUGUCUCCUUAAUUCACACAGAUUUGGAAGGAAAACUACUCCAAAACCAUGGCCGAUCAAGGAACUACAUAUACAGAGCCGAUGGUGGACCAAGUGGACCAUAAUGACCCAGCUUCUAAAAACAAGUUCAAGGCAAACUUUAACAGGUUCAGGAAAAGCAAUGUAGGGAAACGCUUUAAAAAGGCAGGAUCAUGGGGGAAGGACAACCUACUACUUAUCCUUACAAUUGCUGGUGUUGUUAUGGGUCUCAUCCUUGGCUUCGCCCUUAGAGUUGUAGAACCUUCUGAUCAAGCAAAGAUGUUAAUUGCAUUCCCUGGAGACAUCUUGAUGCGGAUGCUGAAAAUGUUGAUUCUUCCUCUCAUCGUAUCAUGCAUGAUAACAGGAUUAGCAUCAAUUGACGCCAAAUCGAGUGGUCGUAUGGGUCUGCGUGCCAUUGUUUAUUACUUUGGUACAACCUUCAUCGCCAUCAUCCUAGGAAUCAUCUUGGUUGUGUCCAUCCACCCAGGUGACAAGAACCUCAUGCCUCCAGAUGAAGGGGGACCCUCUAAGGGUGAUGAUAGAGUUAGCUCUCUUGAUGCUUUCCUAGACUUGAUCAGAAAUGUUUUCCCUACCAAUUUGAUUCAGGCCAGCUUUGCUCACACUCGUACAAAAUACAUUGAUGUGACCAAAAAUGUGAAUCAGUCUUUGCUCGUACGAACAGCAGAUCUUGUUCAACUCAACAUUUCAAAGGAGCAUGUCAACAAAAGUUUGGCUAUGUCUCUUAAUGCAGCAAUUGUAAAUAUCACCAACAAAAACAUGUCUGAAUAUACUGAAGUAAAAGUGAAAAUGUCCAAGGUUGUUGUAGAAAGGCAGCUACCCUUCAAUGAUGGCAUCAACGUUCUAGGCAUUAUAACUUUCUGCACUGCGUUUGGUAUGAUGCUGAGCAAGAUGGGCAAGCGUGCCAAUUUAAUGGUGGAUUUCUUCCUUAUCUUAAACGACAUUAUCAUGCAGAUGGUUGUACUAGUCAUGUGGUACUCUCCGGUUGGUAUCAUGUUCCUCAUCACUGGUAAAAUCCUGUAUAUUGAUGACCCGGGGGCAGUCGGGGCCAGACUGGGCAUGUACAUGGUGACUGUGCUGACUGGUCUGUUUAUCCAUGCUGUCAUCUCACUGCCUCUUCUGUACUUCGCCGUGACCAGGAAGAACCCACUUAACUUAUUCAAGGCUGUUUUACAGGCUUGGGUCACAGCUCUGGGUACCGCAUCCAGCUCUGCCACUCUGCCCGUCACGUUCCGUUGUCUAGAGGAGAAUAUGGGUAUUGACAAACGUGUAACCCGCUUUGUGUUGCCCAUUGGUGCUACAAUCAAUAUGGAUGGUACAGCCCUGUAUGAAGCUGUUGCUCCAAUUUUUAUUGCUCAGAUGAAUGGUAUUGAGCUUGGCAUCGGCCAAAUUGUGACCAUCAGUCUGACAGCGACCUGUGCCAGUAUAGGGGCAGCCAGUAUACCAAGUGCUGGUCUAGUUACCAUGCUUAUGGUACUAACAUCCGUUGGUCUGCCUACUGAUGAUAUUUCUCUCAUCCUGGCAGUAGACUGGUUUCUGGAUAGAAUCAGAACAUCCAUCAACGUUCUUGGUGACAGUUACGGUGCAGCCAUUGUAGCUCACCUCUCGCACAAAGAGCUGGCAGAACUAGAUGAACAGGAAGCAGCUCUAGCUGUAGAGGGAGGAGAGGUCGAACUACAGGAUCUAGAGGAUGACAAUACAAUACAUCCUCCCCCUAAUGGACCUGCCACAGACAAGUCCAUGUACCCAGAAGUCAGUUAAUCACAAGGCAGCUAGGUGAUAUGGAAAUAUUGUAGUCAUAUUGUUGUCACUCAGUGUAACAUUAAGUCAUGGAGAUUUAGCCUGAUUGAGAAGCCAGGAUUCUAGAAAGUAUGUUGAAAGAUGGUUUAUAUAGUCAAGGUAGACUUCUAAGAUAGAAAAUAUGUAUGAUGUUAAACGAAUGGUCAUCAUCAAUUUGAAAAUUAUUUAUUCUGUCAAUCACAAAUUAUUAUUUUGGAAGAUUUAUAAUUCCAAUCACUCAAAACUGGUCAUACCUGAAACACUAACUUAGCUCUACGUUAGUUUCUAAGAUACAGGCAAUCAUGGUCAAAAUCUAGAACAUUCUUUUCAUAAUCAAGGUUAAUGAUAACUCUACAUCUCAGUCUGUGUUUGGUGCAAGUAAUCAUGUCAUGAUUUUGCUUCAUAUAAGGACUUGAAGAGUUGUCUUUCCUUAGUAGUUGAAGAGUUGUCAUUCUUUGGUGAGGAUGGAGUAGAUAAGAAAGUUUUCUCUCUUGAAAUGAAAAAGGCUUGUUUGAUAUCUUUCAGAGUGCAGAGUAAAAGCAAAUAUAAGUGAAAGAGAAAAAAUACAAUUGUACAGCUGGCUAUGCUAUUCUUUGGGUAGAAGUAGUUCUAUAUGGCCUUCUGGUAUUUACUGACCCAUUCGACUCGUUCCCAGAAUCCUUGAUCUCAGUCAGGUCCAAUAUCAAUAAGUAAGAUUGCUAUAAAACAGAACAAAAAUAUUUCUAUGCUAUUCAAUUGCUUUUCUAAAAAACCUGGAUACAUUUGUGGAUUGUUAAUUAUGAAAGGAUGCACUUGAUAAUCUCCUGAUGCAAUGUAUACAAAAAUUUUAAGUAAAAGGGAAAUAUAUUGAUUAGCAGGAAAAUAAUAUCAAAUAUAUCAUCUUACUGCUAGAAUUGUUCCUCUCUAGGUACACAUGUACUGAGAAGUAGACCUGUUUCUAGGUACACAUGUACUGAGAAGUAGACCUGUUUCUAGGUACACAUGUACUGAGGAAUAGACCUGUUUCUAGGUACACAUGUACUAAGGAGUUGACCUGUUUCUAGGUACACAUGUAUUGAGGAGUAGACCUGUUCUAGGUACACAUGUACUGAGGAACAGACCUGUUUCUAGGUACACAUGUACUGAGAAAUAGACCUGAUUCUAGGUACACAUGUACUGAGGAAUAAACCAGUUUCUAGGUACACAUGUACCCAGGAGUAGACCUGUUUCUAGGUACACAUGUAAUGAAGAAUAGACCUGUUUCUAGGUACACAUGUACUGAGGAGUAGAUCUGUUUCUAGGUACACAUGUACUGAGGAGUAGAUCUGUUUUUAAGUAUACAUGUGCUCAGGAGUAGACCUGUUUCUAGGUAUACAUGUACCCAGGAGAAGAUCUGUUUCUAGGUACACAUGUACUGAGGAGACCCAUUUCUAGGCACACUUGUACUGAGGAGGAGACCUGUUUAUAUGUACAUUUGUGCUGAAGAGACACAUUUAUAGGUAAACUUGUACUGAGCAGAAGACCAAUGUAUAGGUAAACUUGUACUGAGAAGAUCCAUUUAUAAGUACACAUGUACUGGGGAGCAGACCUGUUUUUUAGGUACUAAUGUACAAUAGAGACUCAUUUGUUGGUAUGCUUGCACUGAUAUGUACAUAUAUCUAUAGAUAUAUAUGUACUGUUUAGAUUAAAGUAUACCCAUAAAUAAAUGUCUUCUAAUACUUUAAAGAAUUAAAAUUUAUACAUUUCAAUUUAGGAAAUUAUAGCCAGCAUUUUUACAGAAAUCUUUUGUCCAUGAAAAAACUCAAAUAAUUGUUGUUGUUGUCCAUUAUGUAGAACCUGCACAAUUUUUGUUGCAAUAUGAUAAUACAUUGUGUUAAGUGGAGACUUUCUUAUUCAAAAAGAAAAGUAUACAUAAAUAUAUGUACAUACAUCAUAUUUUGAUUUUUUUUUUAUUGCUCUAUGAAACGCUUCAUUAUUGUAACUUAAGUUACUGUCAACAUAAAUUUUCCGUCUCACAAUUUGUUUUCAUGAGAAAAUGUGAGACAGAUAACUGUCUUAUGCUUGAGGUCAUAAAAUACACAUAUGGUUCUUAAAUGCCCAAGUGUCAAAGACAACAAAGGUUAUCUUCCCUUAUCAUAGGACAAGAGAAACAUGAUUAUGACAAAGAACAGAUACAGAGAUAUUAUCUCCCCUGUGAAAGGUCAAAAGAACCUUCGAUAUGUGACAGAGGGAUGCAUUUCCCUAUCUUGGGAAGAGGAACAUAUCAUGACAGUGAGGAUAGGCAAACUUUAUCCAGGCCAAAGGACCAUUGAUCUUCAGAAAGACUGGUUUUGCUCACUGUCAAGUGCCAAAAGGCUCUUAAAGAGAAGAAGAAUAUCUCAAUCCAUUCUCUUGGCUCAUAGAAUUUGCAGUAAGGAGAGAUUAUCUCCCUUUUUAUAUGGUUUACAAAAUGACUUGUAUUAGAAUCCAGAUCAGUUCCCUCCCCUUGCUAUGACAAAGAGAAGGGAGAAUCAAAAGUGUUUUAUUCCCUGCAACAGAUUUCUUGGAAAAUAUGUACUGUAUAAUGUAUAAUGAUGUGAAAAUCUCCGAAAAAUAAGGACAUCAGAAUGCAUGUAUGAGAUUUCUUGGGCCCUAGUAAGUCCAUGCAAAACCUUCAGAAUUUCAUUUUUUGUGUGCAAUCCAAUUAAGCAUUUUUUAAAUGAUGAUGAUGUCUAUUUUUAGACACAGUUUCUUUUCAAUUUUUGAAAAAUGAAUUUGAACACAUUUUUUAUAAUAAGCAAGCAAUUACACUUUUUUUAUAAAUUAAAAGUAAGGU